CCCUGUGGACUCUUACGUUGCUAGGACGCGCCUUACUUCCGAUGUAAACAAUAAUAUUCAUGCAUUGAAAUCUCUUUCAAAUCAUUUAUAUUUAAUAAUUUAUAGCCUCAAACAUGAGUAUUUUAAACCAAGGCAGGAAUGAAAUUAGAUUUAAUAAUUCAGAAGGGAAAUGCUUGCUUGAAAACUGGGUUGAAGAGAGACAAACACAGAAAUACGACACAAUUAAUGAUGACAAGUGCGAGAGCAAGGCUCAGCUGUUCAGAGAUGGACAUGUUGGAGUUCUAACAAUCAAUGUUGAUUCUAAGCUGGAGUCAGAGACCACAGUGAGGGCAUCAUAUAAGAAACCGGUCCACCCUGGAAUUCCACUGGAAGGCAAAAAGAAUGACCUUAUGAGACAGAUGUAUAUGGAACAAGCAAUUCAAGAUGUAUUUAAAGAUGACAUCAACGUCCCACAGCCUGAACCUUUAGAUUACAAGUCUGUCACUGCCAAAGACUUCAAUAAAGAUGACUUUGUACAUGUACCACCAAAACCAACCAAGAACCACAACUACAGAACCGAACAGCCUGUUUCAUUUUGGAGUGAACACAAAGACCGAAUCACGGGAGUUACGAGUGUGAAGACGAGAGACACGCCGUUCCGACGUAACGACGCCUUCAGCCAGCCUAUAGACGAGUAUUUUGACGACACGAAGCCAUACGAUCAAGAAAACUACCCCAAAAUGUGAUACUUGAAUGAUCAGUGACUUUGACAAUGGUCUAUACCCUGUGAAUAAAAUGUGUUUAUUUUGGAAUUUAUAAUAAAAUAUUUUGUAGUUG
Molecule: messenger RNA, 816 nt
Organism: Dreissena polymorpha
Lineage: Eukaryota; Metazoa; Mollusca; Bivalvia; Myida; Dreissenidae
Product: sperm-associated antigen 8-like
Exons: 6
Coding region: 114-725 (203 amino acids)
Biological process (GO): positive regulation of transcription by RNA polymerase II
Cellular component (GO): nucleus; cytoplasm
Molecular function (GO): microtubule binding
Source: RefSeq, a predicted model, not a curated record